UAAAUCGAUCACAAAGGAUUUAAUUUGUCAAUUAGAAUGUAUCCUGAUUGAUUUUUCGAUGUCAUAUGGACCAGUAUAUAUUCUCGAAUAUCAGCGAACAGCCAUCAGUUCAAAUUCAGUUGGAUUUAGUGAACAAUAUGGCAGGAAGAUUUUCUUCUCCUCAAUGGAAUCGCCGUGGAUGCAAUUCAAAUUACGCAUGGCAAACUUGUGAAGACUUCAAGGUACCAGACAAUUCUGUUUGGUAUGGAAGGGAUGAUGAUGGUAGCGACAUUUUCUGUGGAAAAGCAUGGUGUGAUGGCGAAGAGGUCCCAGCCAAGGUCAUCCCAAGAAGAAGGGAAUGCAGAGUAAUUGACAAUGGUUGCGAGAGAGUUGUUCCUAACUGUAGGAAGGUAUUGAUUUGCAGCCGGUCGGAAGGCAAUAGAUGUGAAAGACGAGGAGAUGAUUGCCACUGGCGUAGGCAUAAUCAUUGCAAAGACGAUAGCUCCAGUUGUGAGUCUGAAGUAGAGAAUACAACCACUACGAAGAAAUCGACUUGUUCCAACAACGAGAGCAAGGUUUUGGAGAAGAGUACGAAGAGUUGCAGCUCUUCAACUACAACCGUAGUGAAGAAGGAUCGUAAGAAGAGAGAAUCAGGAGGAGAAAGGUGCAGAUAUGUAAGACGUACAAGGAUGGUGCCAAAAGUGACUGUCCAACCACGAGUACGUUACAUUCCGCAAGUUAUAAACGAACGUUCUGUACGUUAUGUACAAGAAUCCUAUGUAACCAGGGUGUGUGAAAGAAGACGCUGUGAACCAAGCUGUGAGCCAUGUGAACCACGCUGCGAACCACGAUGUGAACCACUCUGUGAACCACGUUGUGAACCAUGCUGUGAGCCAUGUGAACAACGCUGUGAACCCUCCUGUGAGCCAUGCGAUCAACGCUGUGAACCCUGCUGUGAGCCAUGCGAAAAACGCUGCGAACCAUGCUGUGAGCCAUGCGAACAACGCUGUGAACCAUUUUGUGAACCAUGCGAACCAUGUGAACCCUCCAAUCCAUGUGAACCCUGCAAUCCAUGUGACCCAUGCAGUUCGAACAGGAGAGGCAAAACAAUUGUAUUCUCGGCUCAAUCUGCAGGCCAGAAGCUGUUAGGUCGUUCAAGGAGAAUUAAAUUGAUUUAAAAAAGAUGACGAUGGCAAUUUGAUCGAAAUAACAUGACCAGGCAUUGAUGAAGGACUUCACGUAUUCUAUUUAAUCUAAUUGUUAAAGUUUUAUCAGGUUUGUUAUAUUUCAUAUACAUAACUCUCUGUUGACUGUUUUUGGACCGAAAUGAUUGAGCAUAUUGAAUUGUAAGAUGAUUCAUAUAAAAAUGUUAAUAAUAAAGUUUAUCCAAAAUACUA
Messenger RNA from Harmonia axyridis, 1376 nucleotides. Its product is annotated as NF-X1-type zinc finger protein NFXL1-like. Bases 66 to 1157 code for a protein of 363 amino acids. The transcript has 4 exons. The record is from RefSeq and is a predicted model, not a curated record. Lineage: Eukaryota; Metazoa; Arthropoda; Insecta; Coleoptera; Coccinellidae.